AUGUACGACUACCGACACAUCCAUCAAGGCAAAGAUUCUCACACAUUGGGCGGCAUUACCUGGAAGCUCUCCCAGUUGCGCUUUGAGAGGAUCGGCUCACUUUUCGAAGAAGAGGGGUUCUUCCAAAUGAAGGAAUGUCUCUCGCGUGGUCACAUCUUACAUGAACGAUACGAUCUGGAGACCUCGCGUGGGCCUUUCACUUCUGAGACAGAGUUCUGGGACAGCCUCAUUUCCGCGUUCGUGGAGCACGCAGAGGCUCUGCCGUUGUCGCAUCAUUGCUUCGUGGCACCUGUUCCUUCGCCCGAGGAUUACCAGUCCGGCAUGCAAUACAAGGGCGCUGUGAGCCUAUGGAACGACUUCGUGACCGUUGGACGCAAAUUAGACUCAUCAGAGAACAGACUGGAUUACAGCAAUGUCGGCAAUGCUCUUCGCGACAUUUUACAUGGUGGUCAACUUCCAGCCAUCAUCCCGGAGACGUUUCCCUUGUGCCACGCUGAUCUGAGUGUCAAUAACAUAUACGUCGAUGACGACUAUAAUAUCACGCGCAUAAUUGACUGGGCCUUUGCUUCAUCUAUCCCUGAAUCCAUGUUUUCAGACUUACGUACCUCGUUCACUGAUGGUUUUAUUGCUGCUAUGCCCGGCGCCGUCGAAAAGAGCUUGAUCAAUAGUUAUCGCGAAUCACCUGAUCGGGCCCACGUGGCCUGGAGCUUGAGUCGCCUUCUCAGCCUUGACUACAUUGCUGAUUACGACCUCUUUGCUACUGUUUGGCACUCUUUUCAGAAAGCACACUAG
Messenger RNA from Aspergillus uvarum CBS 121591, 792 nucleotides. RefSeq lists its product as uncharacterized. The record is from RefSeq and is a predicted model, not a curated record. The coding region runs from base 1 to 792 and encodes 263 amino acids. The transcript has 4 exons. NCBI's taxonomy places the organism in Eukaryota, Fungi, Ascomycota, Eurotiomycetes, Eurotiales, Aspergillaceae.